Peronospora farinosa is the source of this 2394-nucleotide messenger RNA. NCBI's taxonomy places the organism in Eukaryota, Oomycota, Peronosporomycetes, Peronosporales, Peronosporaceae. The record is from the annotation of a GenBank genome assembly.
AUGACCUUACGUCAACAAGGCGUACUUUGCUUCAUCGUCUGCUUGGUCGGAAUUGCAGUCGUUAGUGUUGCAGCACAGGACAGCGGGGACAGCUCCAUUCCAAGAGUUGUUUCAGCACUUCAGACCGGAGAGGAGUCUUACUACACGAAAAGCAGUACUAGCGGCUUGAGCAACGAGGAGGACGCUGACGAGACUGCCGCGUACAUUGCCCGAGGAUAUGCGUCUACGAUGGAUGAGAAUGAACAACGUCUGACCAUCAUAAAUGACGCCCUGUUAAUGGAAAGCGUUUGCGAUGGCAAUCCAGUGGUAAUACUUAAGUCCACGACAGUCCCCGCCAAUGGUGCGUGCUUGCCCGCACAAAGUCGGUAUAACCUAUCGUGCUCGUGCCUAUCGGGCUUUGCGAACAAAACGUUGUGGGAGUUCCAUGUUCGUGCUCCCGACGGAGACGCUAUAUCCCCGUUCCCCACGACAUUUAGCGAUAGAAACAUCGUUCAAGUGAACUCGUUGAUGCUGCUCGACGUUCCUUCCGACUUACUCAUCCUCAAAAUACAAGGAGAGAGCAGUGAUUUAGUUCCUGUGCACCUAGAGAAAGCGACAACUGGAGAUGAUAGCUUGGCCCUUGUUCGCUCGCAGGAGGUGUCAGCCCUCACGAAAGUUGAUUUAUACAACCUGGACCUUGUUGAUGUGCCAAUUGAAGUUGGUUUCGUCCCCGCGACGGUGUCAAAUCUAUUGAUACGACGUUGUAAUCUCAACAGCAUCGGACAACUUUUUCUUGAAAGUCUCACAGCCCUCGAGUCAUUGAAUCUAGCGUCUAACAAGAUAUCCAGCAUCUACACUAGACUGCCAGGAUCCGUUGAGGCCUUGAACGCGAUGACUGAAAUAAAUCUGGCAAACAACAGCUUUACGGAGUUUCCUCGUCAUCUACUUCAGUUUCCAAACCUUCAAAAGAUCGAUCUGAGCGGCAAUGCUAUCACAAACUUGACAGUCACAAGCGACGAGUUUGCAAUCAUUUCACAGCUAUUAGUCUUUCGAAUCGAUGUACAAGGGAAUUUCAAUGGCAGUGGAAGUGACUGUGAACGUGAGGAAGUACACAGCACAGUUUUUUGCGUUUCCAAUAGUACACGCAGCCUUUCAGCCUCGGAGAUGGCGCUAGCUCAAAAAAGCGCCGAUAACGCAACCAACUGGACAGCGUUCAUGCUGGUAGCAGCGUUUGGUGGAUGUAUUGUGGGGUUCCUGCUGUUCUUUCUUGCUAUAAGAUUGGCACGAUACCAACAAGAGCAUCAAAUUAAGCCAGGCUCAGCUUCGCCUAAUGCCGUAGACAUUCAAACACCAGGCGCAAUGGAGACCACUGCUUCACAGGCGGUCUACAACACACUUCACCCGACAUUACACGCAGGAAUACUCGACGAUCCACUGAUCAUGUCAUUUCGACUAAAUUACAAGGACGUGGAAGUUGGUCGCUGCAUCAGCAAAGGAGGUUUUGGGCUUGUGUACACUGGUACGUACAAGCGCCGUCGCGUGGCCAUCAAGAAAAUCAUGCGCGAGAAGUGCGAGAAGCUCUCACAAAUCCGCAUGUUUGUGCGCGAGAUCACGCUCAUGGGAUCACUCAAGCACGAACGUAUUGUAGAGUUUAUCGGCGUUGCGUGGGACUCGCUGCGCAACUUGAGUGCUGUAACGGAGUAUAUGGAACGUGGAGAUUUGCGAGAUGUACUGCACACUCUGAAACACGAAGGAAGUGAAAUUGACGAUGGGCUAACGUGGCACGGCCUCAAGCUCACCAUUGCGCUUCAUAUUGCAGAGGGCCUUGCAUACAUGCAUUCGCUCAAUCCCAAGGUAAUUCACCGCGAUCUCAAGUCCAAAAACGUGCUACUUAACGACGAGUUUCACGCUAAGCUCAGCGAUUUUGGUGUCUCGCGUGAGCGCCCAGUGGCAGAUGUCGAAGGCGUUCCUGAGAAAUUCAUGACCCCGGGUGUUGGCACAUCGUUCUGGAUUGCUCCAGAGGUAUUGCUCGGCAAAGACUAUGACGAGCACGCGGAUAUCUUCUCCUUUGGUGUUGUGCUCUCCGAACUUGACACGGACGACUACCCGUACUGGAAUUCCGGAAACAUCCCAGGGCAGGGCAACCUCGGCGACAGGCGUUCACAGGAACAAAAGAUCCUUGAAAAGGUAGCAUUAGGCUCGCUGCGCCCGACGUUUUACAACGAUUGUCCUCCCGGUGUGCUUUCAUUAGCUGCAAGUUGUCUCGAAGGCAAAGCAGAAAACCGACCCAGUGCCUCAGAGGUUGUACUUGCAAUUCAAGAGCUUAUUCGCGAAAUGCAGUUCGACAAUCCCGACUCGGAGCCUGAACCUGAUGAGAUUGUCACAGCAGGAUUCCUCUCCAGCGAAUAUGAGUAG